Puccinia graminis f. sp. tritici CRL 75-36-700-3 is the source of this 2189-nucleotide messenger RNA. Its product is annotated as T-complex protein 1 subunit gamma. Gene Ontology annotation, biological process: protein folding. Gene Ontology annotation, cellular component: chaperonin-containing T-complex. The transcript is spliced from 9 exons. The record is from RefSeq and is a predicted model, not a curated record. Bases 176 to 1801 code for a protein of 541 amino acids. Gene Ontology annotation, molecular function: ATP binding; ATP hydrolysis activity; ATP-dependent protein folding chaperone. Lineage: Eukaryota; Fungi; Basidiomycota; Pucciniomycetes; Pucciniales; Pucciniaceae.
GCUGGAGCAGGGGAGGUUGACUUCGAUCGCAAUCGAGAAUUAGCAAGUUGGAAGAAUACCAAAAACCAUUGUCGACCGUCGAUCAAAGACUUGUACAACAGCUUAAUAUUCGUUGGUUAAAGCUGACAAGUACAGACUAGUCUCAGAAAAAUAAAAUAUCCCAUCGUCAUUCGUCAUGUCUGCCCCAGUCAUGGUCAUGAAUGCUGCGGCCCCACAACGCCAGACUGGUCGAAAGGCCCAAAUCUCUAAUAUCACCGCUGCGAAGACCGUCGCGGAUGUGAUCAGGACGUGUUUAGGUCCCAAGGCCAUGUUAAAAAUGAUCUUAGACCCCAUGGGUGGUAUCCUGUUAACCAACGACGGGAACGCAAUUCUCCGAGAAAUCGAAGUGGCCCACCCUGCCGCCAAGUCUAUGAUCGAGCUAAGUAGGACGCAGGAUGAAGAAUGCGGUGAUGGUACAACAUCAAUCAUCAUCCUCGCUGGGGAAAUCCUUGCCUCUGCUCUCCCCCAUCUGGAACGUAAUAUCCAUCCCGUCGUCAUCAUACGCGCUUUCAAACGUGCUCUCGCCGAGGCUCUUAGCAUCAUCGACCGAAUAUGUAUCACCGUCGAUGUCACGAAUGACGCUGAAAUGUUGAAGCUGAUCAAGACUUCGAUAGGCACCAAGUUCAGUAGCCGAUGGAGUCCCAUGAUGUGCAAGCUAGCUUUACAGGCAGUCCGAGUCGUCAGUACCGAGGAGAAUGGUCGUAAAGAGGUGGACAUCAAACGAUAUGCUCGAGUCGAGAAGAUUCCGGGCGGAGCAAUUGAAGACAGUCGUGUAUUGGACGGUGUUAUGUUGAACAAAGAUAUCACUCACCCUAAGAUGAGAAGAAGAAUCGAAAACCCUCGGAUCAUCCUUCUCGAUUGUCCUCUCGAGUACAAGAAGGGAGAAAGUCAGACAAACAUUGAACUCGCCAAAGAAGGACAGUACGAGCGCUUCCUGGAGAUUGAAGAAGAGCAAAUCAAGGCCAGUUGUGAAAAGAUCAUACAAUUCAAGCCUGAUCUCGUAUUUUGUGAGAAGGGUGUUUCAGAUCUUGCUCAGCAUUUCUUCUUGAAAGCCAAUGUCUCUGCCAUACGGAGGGUUCGAAAAUCAGACAAUAACCGAAUUGCUCGAGCGACUGGAGCCACGAUUGUCAAUCGAGUCGAAGAUCUCAGAGAUACUGACGUUGGGACGCAAUGCGGUCUAUUUCACGUGGAAAAAAUUGCUGAUGACUAUUUCACGUUUCUUACGGGCUGUGAAGACCCGAAAGCCUGUACUAUCAUGCUUCGUGGUCCUUCCAAGGAUAUCAUCAACGAGAUUGACCGAAACCUGGCAGAUGCUAUGGCGGUUGCUCGUAAUGUCGUCUUCGACCCACGUCUUGCACCAGGGGGUGGGGCUACUGAGAUGGCAAUCUCAGUAGGACUGGCCGCGAAGUCAAAGACCAUUGAAGGGGUCGAAGGUUGGCCCUUCAAAACUGUGGGAGAAGCUAUGGAGGUGAUCCCAAGGACAUUGAUUCAAAACUGUGGUGGAAACACUAUUCGAACUUUGACCGAGCUGCGAGCUAAGCACGCCAAUGGUGAGCACGAAUAUGGAGUGGAUGGUGAUACCGGCAAGAUAACAGACAUGAAAACAAUCGGAUUGUACGAAUCGGCAGCUGUGAAAGUUCAGAUCAUGAAAACCGCUGUCGAAUCUGCAUGCUUGUUACUCCGAGUUGACGAUAUCGUCUCUGCCAAACGUCCUCGAAGACAGGAUGGUGGUGGUGCGCCGCAGACUAUGGGCCGCGGGUGAUGGAGGCGAUGGACCAGAGCAAUAAAGCAAUUAACCUUUGACCUCGGAUACAACCGUUGACACAACUUAUGAGGCCAAGUCUUGUACAACUUUAUAGCGGUAGAAGAAACACGAAAGUUGAAAAAUAUCAAAUUUUGCUCAUGUCGUAUUGUCAAGUUUUAGAAUCGGUGAUUUUCAUUCCAUCUCACACCACCGUCGUCAGUCUUGAUAGUAGCACAUACAACUGUCUCGUCCCACAGUCGAGUAACUAUUUGUAUGUGACAUAUGAAUGGACAACAUCAAAACGCAGCCAUGGUGAUACAAGAUUUCCGCAUUAAAAGUAAAAAGCAAUGAUUCAGUCCGUAACGUCAGUGGAUGCAAAUGUUUGGCGGUCCACAUAGAAAUGACU